Messenger RNA from Cladocopium goreaui, 1602 nucleotides. The record is from the annotation of a GenBank genome assembly. NCBI's taxonomy places the organism in Eukaryota, Dinophyceae, Suessiales, Symbiodiniaceae.
AUGGCCGUAGAGAUCCUCUGGGCCGCCUCCGGCGCUGUAGUGUUGAUCCUGGAGGCUGAGGAGCCGCAGGCACUUCCAGAGCUCGAAGACUUCCCAACGGUUCUGGCGCUGAAGCGCUGCUUGGCGCGGCGCCUGCGGCUGCCGCGCUUCCGGCUGCGGGUGCUGUCCGAGAAAGGGGACGUGUUGGUGAAUGCAGAGCCCGUGGAAUGGCCGUGCAGGCUGGGUCUUGUGCAACUGGCCUAUGUGGAUGUCGACCAUCUUUCGAUGGAGAUGAUCGCCCUGGCAUGUCAAAACGAUGAAGCGGAGGACCUUGCAGAAGCCUUGGAGAAACCCAUCGAUCCAGGCAAGUUGUUGGAAUAUGAUCCCACUCUGCUUUGCCUGGCGGCAGAGCAGAAUUUCAUGGACUCGCUGGAAUUGCUUCUCGAGGCCUUUGCCGAUCCAAAUCGUGGAGAUUUAGAUGGUAGCCCCUUACUUUGCGCUGCUCAGGAGGGCCACGAAGAGAUUUUGCAGCUCUUGUUGGAUGCUGGGGCGGAAAAGGAUCAGAGCAACGGUGAUGAUGAGACCACUGCACUACAGAUCGCCAGUCAAAACGGUCACCUGGAGAUCUGUCGGCUGCUGUUAACUGCGCGCGCGGACCCGCACAAGGCCAUGGUGGAUGGUUCCACGGCGCUGUUUCUGGCGGCGCUCAAUGGGCAUCAAGACGUUCUGCGUUUCUUGCUGGAGCAGAAGUGUGAUGUCGAUGCUCAAGUCACUGACGCAGGAACAAGCCCUUUGCACGCAGCUGCGCAUGAAGGGCAUCCGCAGGUGGUGAAGCUCUUGUUGCACUCGGGCGCUGGAAUCAACCUUCGUAGCACCAGGGGUCUCAGCCCGCUGCAUUUGGCCGCCUCGGAAGGCCAUAAAGAGGUGGUUGGCUUAUUGUUGCAGUCCAGGGCAGAGCAUGACCAACUGAGUGGACUCGGCACAACACCCUUGCUCACGGCAGUUCAAGCUUGUCAUUUGGAGGUGGUGCAGAUGCUUUUGGAAGUGAAGGCUCGGAAAGAUUUGGGUCGACCGAUGGAUUGCGCAACUCCCCUGCACUUUGCUCUUUCCAAUUCUCAGCUGCCAAUGGUGCACCUGCUCCUCCGAGCGCGUGUGGAUGUCAAUGCGGUGAUGAAGGAUGAUGGCGCAGUGCCAUUACACCUUGCCGUUCAAACACGUCGACUGGAGAUGGUCAGCAGCUUGCUGGAACUUCGGGCAACCAGUCGAGCCAGGACUGAUGGCACGACACCUUUGCACAUCGCAGCGGGGCAGGGCGACUCAAGGAUUGCCUGCGCCUUGCUGCUGGCAAAAGCCGAUGCCGAUGCAUGCGCGGAGGAGGAGGGUGCGACACCGCUGCAUUGGGCGGUCUUGGAAGGACAUUUGGAGGUGGUGAAGGUUUUACUGCAGCAAGGCGCGUGCAAAGACAUUCGCCUCAAGAAUCAGCCUGACUCCAGUGCCACCGCACUGAAUUUGGCCAUAUCCCAUGGGCACCGCCACAUCGUGACGCACCUGUUGAGAAAUGACAUGGGAGACACUGCGACGCCGAAACGCCGCAAGAUUCGCGAAGAAGAGCUGAAUGAGUAG